Messenger RNA from Trifolium pratense (red clover), 1314 nucleotides. RefSeq names its product epoxide hydrolase A-like. The transcript has 3 exons. The coding region runs from base 158 to 1117 and encodes 319 amino acids. Gene Ontology annotation, molecular function: hydrolase activity. The record is from RefSeq and is a predicted model, not a curated record. NCBI's taxonomy places the organism in Eukaryota, Viridiplantae, Streptophyta, Magnoliopsida, Fabales, Fabaceae.
CAUAAUGAAAGCUAUUUAAUGUUAACACACAUUUAAUAAUUUUUUUUUUUAAAGGUCGGUCAAAUGUCUAGUUGUUGGACAGCAUUUUUUGGAUAUUACCAAAUUUCUAUAUGUAACGAAAACAAAUUUGAUUAGCCGGAGAAAUUGACAAAGUGGCAUGGAAGGAAUAGAGCACAGAACAGUAGAGGUAAAUGGCAUCAAAAUGCAUAUUGCAGAAAAAGGAAACAAACAAGCACCAGUUGUUCUGUUCCUUCAUGGCUUCCCUGAACUCUGGUACUCAUGGCGCCACCAGAUUGUUGCUCUCAGCUCCCUAGGCUACCGUGCCGUGGCACCAGAUCUCCGUGGCUACGGAGACACUGAUGCUCCGGCUUCGGUUAGUAGCUAUACAGGUUUUCAUAUUGUUGGUGACAUCGUUGCUCUAAUUGAUUCACUUGGUGUUGAUCAAGUUUUUCUUGUUGCUCAUGAUUGGGGUGCUCUAAUUGGUUGGUAUCUUUGUAUGUUUCGUCCUGAAAGAAUCAAAGCAUAUGUUUGUCUCAGUGUUCCUCUGCUCCGUAGACACCCUAAAAUCAAAACCGUUGAUGCCAUGCGUGCUGCUUAUGGAGAUGAUUAUUAUAUCUGUAGAUUUCAGGAAGGUAAAAUGGAAGCUGAGAUAGCUGAAGUUGGCACUGCCUAUGCAGUGAAAAAUAUGCUCACACAUCGCACAACUGGUCCUCCAAUACUUCCCAAAGGAGAAUAUGGAACUGGAUUCAACCCGAAUAUGUCUAACACUUUGCCUUCCUGGCUCACAGAAGAUGAUCUUGCAUAUUUUGUCUCCAAAUUUGAGAAAACUGGCUUUACAGGAGGAUUGAACUACUAUAGAAACUUGAACAUAAAUUGGGAACUCAUGGCACCAUGGAAUGGAGUGCAAAUCAAGGUGCCUGUGAAAUUCAUUAUCGGUGAGUUAGACCUGGUAUACACCAUGUUAAACAUGAAAGAAUAUAUCCAUGAUGGAGGAUUCAAGGAAGAUGUGCCAAAUUUGGAGGAAGUGAUUGUGCAAAAAGGAGUGGCUCACUUCAAUAAUCAAGAAGCGGCGGAGGAAAUUAGUAAUCACAUUUAUGAAUUCAUCAAGAAAUUUUGAGCUAAUCUACUAAUGAAAUAAUCAGCUGCUAAGUCUAUUUCUUGAUUAUUGGUACUUUAGAAAAAUAUAUGGUUGAUUUUAUUUUGUUUUUUGUCGAAGUUACCUGGUAAUUAGACUCAUGUGUAGAUAAGUGAAAAAUCUGGAGUUUAAUAACGUCCCUAAGGCUAAAUAUAUAUAUAGUUAAUGCUUUAAAAUAA